Molecule: messenger RNA, 543 nt
Organism: Thyridium curvatum
Lineage: Eukaryota; Fungi; Ascomycota; Sordariomycetes; Thyridiales; Thyridiaceae
Exons: 2
Coding region: 1-543 (180 amino acids)
Cellular component (GO): mitochondrion
Source: RefSeq, a predicted model, not a curated record
AUGGCCAUCGAGACUCCCACGAGCGCGGUCCGCGCCAGCGGCACCGAGAAUCUCCCCAUGCCGUCGCGGAACCCGAUACCUCUUUCGGCGUCGCAGGAGGCGCAGGUCAGAGAUGUGUACUACGCGCGGACUCCUCGCCUAAUCUUCAAGGAAUUCAAUUUACUAACAUGUGCCCUUGCCAUCAUCGUAGCCUUCGCCGAGUGCGCCAACGGCCGCACGUUCUCCGUCCCCUUCGCCUGCCGCGAGACCCACCGGGCCAUGAACGCCUGCAUGAAGCUGUACGCCACGCCGGCGGAGGAGGACGCCGCCAGGGAGGAGUGGUUCGCGGCGCGGAUGGAGCGCGCGCGCGAGCGCGAGAGGAAGGCGAAGCGGGCGCUCGAGCAGGAGAACUUCCUGCGGGAGUGGUGGGGCCUGCCGGAGAAGGACAGGGAGGAGAGGAGGAAGGCGGAGGAGAAGCUGAAGCUCAAGGAGAGGAUCGGCGGGUUCGCGGCCAAGGACCGGAAGAGGUUUGACGAGUUGCCGGCGGGCGAGGGCAAGAGGUGA